Molecule: messenger RNA, 741 nt
Organism: Ceutorhynchus assimilis (cabbage seed weevil)
Lineage: Eukaryota; Metazoa; Arthropoda; Insecta; Coleoptera; Curculionidae
Source: the annotation of a GenBank genome assembly
AUGCAAUCUCCUGUAGCCAAGAAUCUGAAAAAAAAUAUUUAUAUUUCAGUUCCACAAUGUAAACACAGAUGGAAAAAAUUAAGGGACAAUUUUCGCAAAGCCGUUAAAGCACGAAAAACAAAGAGUAGGGACGCAGCAAGAAAAAUUAGGCCCUGGAAGCUUGAACAACAGAUGGCCUUUCUUCUCCCACACAUGACCGAGAGACCUAAAACCUCAAACAUACAAGUGAUAGAGGAAGAAACUGAUAAUUCAACUGAAGAAGAGUCCUUCAACACUAGUUCAGCACCGCCCACUCCAUCGACGUCAUCCACUACAACAGCAACAUCAAGGACAAAAAUUCAGAAAUCCCGUCAGGUACCCCAAGCUAAUGUAGCAGAUGUGCUGCAAAACUACCUAAUAAGUAAAGAUACAAGCCAAAAAAAAGAAGAAAACAACUCAAUAAGAAGCUUUUUCAUAAGUAUGUCGGAAGCAACGGAAAAUUUGCCAGCUCAUCUCCAACUAGAGGUGAAAUCAAAACUUUUCACAGCAGUCCAUGAAGCUGAAAAAGCAGCUCUAUUUGAAAGGCAACAUGGACAAUCAACAAUAGUUCAAUAUCCACCCUAUCCAUCACAAACAUCACCAGUCAUAACCCAGCCACUCUAUCCAUACACUCAAUCAUCAUCCUCAUCACCAGGUAAUCAGCCACAGUUCGCACACUUUUCUCACGAUUCUAUUUUACAUAAUCUAGAUAAUCCACAAUAG